GAAGAGGGAGGUGCAUUUUCUAGCGGGGACGCGUUCACCAUCGGUUCGGUGCCGGGACGAGACCCGUCCGGCCGAGCUGCGGGAGCCCCGGGUGCUCGGGCCGCCCAUGCUGGUUGGGAUGCGCGCCCCGUGUGACAGAUGACCUAUUGAAAUAAUUUCGGAGCAGUGCUGGGGUUGCCACGACAACCAAUGCUCUCUUGGCUUUCAUCUGGCCAUGUGACAGCCACUUUGACGUCAGCUGGAGGCAGAGCCUGUGGUUUCGGCCGCGCAGCCAAAGCCUUGUGAGAACCUAGUGGAUGCUGGAUUUAUCCCCGCCGCCGCCGCCGCCGCUGCUGCUGUUUCUCAGGGGCUGCCAGAGCAUGGACUAUUAAAAACUUGCAUUUCUGCAGUGUGAGGUAAUAUUUUGACACCAAUAUGGGAAAGCAAAACAGCAAGCUACGCCCUGAAGUCAUGCAAGAUUUGCUAGAAAGUACAGACUUUACAGAACACGAGAUCCAGGAGUGGUACAAAGGCUUCUUGAGAGACUGUCCAAGUGGACACUUAUCUAUGGAGGAGUUUAAAAAAAUAUAUGGGAACUUUUUCCCUUAUGGGGACGCUUCUAAGUUUGCGGAACAUGUAUUCCGCACUUUUGACGCCAAUGGAGACGGAACAAUAGAUUUCAGAGAAUUCAUCAUAGCCUUGAGCGUAACGUCGAGAGGUAAACUGGAGCAGAAGUUGAAGUGGGCAUUCAGCAUGUACGACCUUGAUGGGAACGGCUACAUCAGCAAGUCAGAGAUGCUGGAAAUCGUGCAGGCAAUCUAUAAGAUGGUUUCUUCUGUAAUGAAGAUGCCGGAAGAUGAGUCAACACCAGAGAAGAGGACAGAGAAGAUCUUCCGUCAGAUGGACACCAACCGAGACGGAAAGCUCUCUCUGGAAGAGUUCAUCCGAGGCGCCAAGAGCGACCCGUCAAUAGUCCGACUCCUGCAGUGCGAUCCCAGCAGUGCCGGGCAAUUCUGAACCCAGUCUUUGGAUGAAUUAUAUAUCUGCUUUUUUUUUUUUUUUUCCCUUGCCAAACAACAUUCAUGGUAGUGUUGCCUCUGUAUGGCCAAUUAUGCCUUCAUUUGUGGCAUCUUAUAGCUUCUUUUGUUGUGGAUUAAUUAUAAGAAUGCUGAAUUGCUCUUAACAAUUUGUCCAGAGCACGGGCAGUACUGUUUUAAACAGAUAUUGUGGUGUUAUCAUUGUUUUAAAGAUUUUGUUUUUUCGUUUUAACGUGUCUGUUUUGGAAAGUACGCAUUGAGAAAGAGAAAACCAACAACAAAACCCUUGGCAGCAAGACAUACUGAUAGGUCUUAGGUUGCUGCUUUAGUAGCUGAGUGUUCACCCAGAGGACCUGAAAGUGUAGCAGAGAUUGAAGCAAAAGGGUUGUGAUGGGGCAGGACCCGCCUGGGACCUCCUCUCCUGUCCAGGAGGCACCAGUGAAGCUCAAAGACAGGAUGACGAUCGUCCGCAACCGGUGAGGGCUGCACCAUCCGCACCCCUGCUCCUGUGCCUCGUUGUUUCAAUGCUGUGAACAUUUUCAAGAAAAGAAAAGAAAAAAAAACAACAGUUUUUACUUGGUUUACAGUGGUUGGUUUCACAUGGCUUUAUCUGAAAAUCCAGCAAUUUGCAGUCCUGAUCCCAAAAUCCACAACUGACGAUACCUCUUGCCAUUUGGGGUCAGCAAAAGCAGACGUGGAUAUUGAAAAACUGGGUAUUGACAAUGAAUUUAAGGGAGAUACAUGUUGAAUGUGAAGUUUUCAGGUUAGUAAUAAAAUAGUUUCUACUAAGGAGAGUGGGCAUUGAGCCAAGGAAAUGAUGUACACCUGUAAGCAGCUAAAACUGAGGCAAACCAGCUAUUUUGAAUGCUCUUGUGCAGUAUGAAGUUUUGGGGGUGUUUUUGUCUCUCUCCACGUAGCUAACGCAAUUUCUGGGCCUGCUCCAAGGGGAAGGCCGUCAUCAAAACUUGUUUUAAGCAUAAAAUUGUAGCAUUUAUAUUUCCUUUAUUUUAGUAAAGCUCAAAAGUCUGUACUGAAACAAGGAAAUGGUACGCUUUAUGGUAUAUUUAUAUAUAUAAAAAUUAAAACGACAAAAAAAAAGAAAAAAAGAUCAGCUCCAAGAGAAAUGUUGAAUGUUUAUCUUUUCGCCUAGAUGCAGGACUUCUGAAAUUUGCCGCUGCAAAACCUCCAUCCUUUGGCCAGAGUCGCUGCAUUCAAAGCUGGGGUGCAGGCGUGGGAUUUCUUGGUAACUGUACAAGCGCUGCUGCGACGGAAAGGCUUUGGUGACAGGAGGCAUUACGCUGACUAAAUUGGCAUUAAUCUGUCAUUAGCUGAAGGCUGCUCUGUGAUCCCGCUGGCGAGGUGUCCGUGCGGGCGGUGGACAGCCUUGGGAGCCCGUGGGCUCGGCAGGACGACCUUUGCCUGACAGGCGAGGCUGGCGUUUUGUCAAGUGACCUUGUAGAUGCUAAUCCCCAGUAGCCUUAAUUUAAAAU
Cygnus atratus (black swan) is the source of this 2506-nucleotide messenger RNA. It is a transcript of the gene NCALD, whose product is annotated as neurocalcin delta. The coding region runs from base 415 to 996 and encodes 193 amino acids. NCBI's taxonomy places the organism in Eukaryota, Metazoa, Chordata, Aves, Anseriformes, Anatidae. Gene Ontology annotation, biological process: calcium-mediated signaling. The transcript has 4 exons. Gene Ontology annotation, cellular component: cytosol. Gene Ontology annotation, molecular function: calcium ion binding; tubulin binding; actin binding. The record is from RefSeq and is a predicted model, not a curated record.